AUGGGAAUGGUGGGGAGAGAGAGAGGGAGGAGAAAGAGAUUGAGAGAGAGUGGUGAAGGAGAAUCGGAGCGGAGACAGGGAGUGGGGAGGGAGAAUGGGAGCGAAGACAGAAUGGGAGUGGGGAAGAAUGUGGGAGGGGGGAGAGAGUGGGAGGGGGAAGAGGUGGUAGUAGGGAGAGAGUGGCGUGGGAGAAAUUCCAAUGACAGUUUGUGUGUGAUUUUAAGGAACAGCUGGUGGUCUGUAGCUUCAUGCAAUGAGAGCAAUCGUUAUAUUUGUCAGGCAAAGAGCAUAGAUUGUCACAUAGAGUCGGGAUGGACCACUACUAUUUCAAAACAUUGCAUUAAAGUGAUGACAGCGCCCUCUGGUUGGUAUGAUGGACAAAACACAUGCAGACGACAAGGCGCGGAUCUUGCUCUUUUUCGCAGUAGAAAUGAACUAGAUUUCCUCACACAAAACUUAAGCUUGCCAUAUAAUCAGUAUUGGGUGGACCUUGGUUCUUUCGGAUCGAACUGUGAAGGAAUUAACAUUACAUUGAAUCGAGUGGAUCCUUUCUACGAAAACUGCAAUGUCCACCAAAUGUUUAUUUGUGAAAUAAGUUCUUGUGCAUCACGAGAUGACGAGUAUGGGUGUGAUUCAAUGUUCUGUAUAUCACGGAGUCUUUUGUGUGACGGACAUCUGGAUUGCCCGACCGGAAGUGACGAAUCUGUAUCAUUAUGUGGUGUUCAAUUCUCCGUGUCCUUGCAAAACACAUCAAGUUCUUCCCUGUCAAUUUCUGUCAACAUGGACUUUGGUAAGCUAAGAUCUUGCCAGUUAUUCACUGACAACAUGGAUUUUGGUAAGCUAAGAUCUUGCCGGUUAUUCACUGACAACAUGGACUUUGGUAAGCUAAGAUCUUCCCGGUUAUUCACUGACAACAUUGACUUUGGUAAGCUAAGAUCUUCCCGGUUAUUCACUGACAACAUUGACUUAGGACCUUUGCCUAUAGAUGAAAUCAGAAAAGCUUUUCUAAAGUGCUACAGUACAGGGGUCGAAAUCGAGAAAAACAACUGUUAUAAAGAGUUAGCAGGAAAUUACUCUGGAAUUGUGGGAUAUGUGGGAGAGAUAAUUCGCGCCUUAAAUUUUCCAGAACGUGUGAAGAUGUAUUUGGAUAUUUAUAAUGCCAUACUAUCAGUAACUGCAGAGAAUGGUCAAUAUGCAAGCGUUUCUCAUAUUAUGAACAUUUCGUCCGUAUUAGAAGCUGUUGAACAUGACUUGACAUCGAGUUCCUUCUUGGACGAUGUAUAUAUUGAAGAAAGAGAAAACAUAGAGUUGCGAAUAAAAACGAAUGCCUGGAAGAUGGGUUCCAAUAUCAGACUCGGUGGGAACAAGCCAACUCAAUUAUUUUCAAAAGGUCAUGUAGGAAAUGCUGAUUUUUUUGAAAACAUCUUGAUUAAUGGUUCUCCCGAAGCUAACAUUACGAUAAUUGUGAUUAUUAUUGACAAGAAUCUGAUGGAAAACAGAACGACAGGGACUAUCACAGAUGACGUAAUAAGGAUAAGUCCCGUGUUGUCCCUGUCUGCUUUUAAGGAGGGGGAUUAUAUCAGUCUGGAACAUACAUUCACACUGCAACAUUAUGCUUCGAUCAUUCAGGUGAAUGAUGGCUACCUGGAAAAUGGCACUGUAAAAUGUGGCUUUAUAGACAAGCAAACAAGGUCAUGGUCUUAUGACGGAUGUGUCGUAUUACUCACAUCUUUAUGGAAUACAACAUGCUUCUGUAAUCAUACGACAAAUUUUGCAAUACUUAUGCAAAUAAAGGAUUUCAAGGUUGAAAGCAUCCAUGCUUUGGCCCUCAACAUAAUAACAUAUAUUGGGUGCACUGUAUCACUGGUCACUCAGGUGAUAGCCAUCACAGUGUUUUCCUGUGUUGGAUCCUUAAAUUCGGAGAGAAUUUGUGUACACAAAAAUCUGUGCUAUGCGAUAACUGCAGCACAGUUAGUGUUUUUGAUGGGUAUCAAAGCAGUUCAAAUUAAGAUUAUUUGUUCUAUUAUUGCGCUUUUAUUGCACUAUUUUUAUUCCGCUGUAUUUGUGUGGAUGCUGGUUGAGGGGUUGCUUCUGUACAGUAAAGUUGUUCAGGUCUUUGGAUCUGAAAAGUCCCGGAUUGCAUAUUACUACGUUUUUGGUUGGGGACUUCCUUUGAUAAUUCUUAUCGUAUCAGCCACAGCAAAUUGGAAAGGAUAUGGAACAAAACAAAGUUGCUGGCUAUCAAUGUCGGAUGGUACCGUUUGGGCCUUUGUUGGUCCAGCUGUGUCAGUCAUUGUUGUAAACAUGGUAAUUUUAUGGAUUGUAAUCCGUAUUAUUGUACAUCUUGAGAGAUCUGAUGAAUAUAGGCAGAUCAGGUCAAGUAUCAAAGGCGCCAUUUUCCUUCUUCCUCUCUUAGGUUUGACUUGGAUAUUUGGACUCAUGGCUGUAAAUGAAGAUACAAUCAUUUUUCAGUAUCUUUUUGCUAUCUUUAAUUCGCUACAGGGAUUCUUCGUAUUCUUAUUCCACUGUGUCUGUAAUUCAGAGGUUAGGCAGGCACUUCAGAGAUUAAGAGAGAAACGCAUUUUGUCAAAAGGAGAAGUAAUCACCACUUCGGACAUACCAACUCAGACUGAUGCGUCAGUUUCAAAGGAAGGAAAUAUCCCAAGACAAAACUCUAGACCAGUCAAACAUUACAAAACAUAUCCACGUGUUCAAGUGACUUCAUUAACGCACGUGAAUAGCAGAGAAGGCAUUGAAGCAGAAGGUGGCAUGAAACUUGAAGACGUUGACCGUGAUAACGAGCUCGUUUUCAUUUGAGGGAAGCUGAAAGUUUUUAUGUUAAUGAGGAAAACAAUGUUUUCAGUCGGGGAUCUGAAAAUCAGAUUAAAUUUCCAUCGAUUAGGCAAACUAUAUAUAUUUAAUAUUGUUAUGUUGUAACAGAUAACUAAAGAUUUUUGUG
This is a messenger RNA of Saccostrea echinata, 2959 nucleotides long. RefSeq lists its product as uncharacterized. Gene Ontology annotation, molecular function: G protein-coupled receptor activity; protein binding. Gene Ontology annotation, biological process: cell surface receptor signaling pathway; adenylate cyclase-activating G protein-coupled receptor signaling pathway. The transcript is spliced from 27 exons. The coding region runs from base 1 to 2817 and encodes 938 amino acids. NCBI's taxonomy places the organism in Eukaryota, Metazoa, Mollusca, Bivalvia, Ostreida, Ostreidae. The record is from RefSeq and is a predicted model, not a curated record. Gene Ontology annotation, cellular component: membrane.